AUGGCUCCCUCGGCCGUGUCUCCGGAGCGUGCGCCGGCGGCUCUAACUACGGCCUUUGACGAUACGCUCCGCUUCUACCUCAACGGCACCCGCGUUGUUCUCGACGACGUCGACCCCGAGAUCACCCUGCUCGAGUACCUGCGCGGCAUUGGCUUGACGGGCACCAAGCUGGGCUGUGGCGAGGGCGGCUGUGGCGCCUGCACCGUCGUCGUCUCACAGUACAACCCAACCACCAAGCAAAUCUACCACGCCAGCGUCAACGCCUGCCUGGCACCUCUGGCCUCCAUCGACGGCAAGCACGUCAUUACCGUCGAGGGCAUCGGCAACGUCAAGAAGCCCCACCCCGCCCAGGAGCGUGUCGCCAAGAGCCAUGGCUCCCAGUGUGGUUUCUGCACUCCGGGCAUCGUCAUGAGUCUGUACGCCCUUCUGCGCAACAAUUCCAACCCCACCGAGCAUGAUGUUGAGGAAGCCUUUGACGGGAACCUGUGCCGCUGCACCGGCUACCGCCCCAUUCUCGAUGCCGCCCAGACCUUCACCAAAACCGCCUGCGGUAACAGCAAGACCAACGGCGGCGGCGGCUGCUGCAUGGAGAAGGGCGACGGCGGCGGCUGCUGCAAGGACGGAAAGCAGGACGGCUACACUGACCAGCCCAUCAAGAGGUUCACCCCACCGGGCUUCAUCGAGUACAACCCAGAAACGGAGCUCAUCUUCCCUCCGGCCCUGAAGAAGUUUGAGCUCAAGCCCCUGGCCUUUGGCAACAAACGGAAGACUUGGUACCGCCCCGUGACACUAGACCAGCUCCUCGAGAUCAAGAACUUCUUCCCCAAUGCCAAGAUCAUUGGCGGCAGCACCGAGACGCAGAUUGAGAUCAAGUUCAAGGCUUUCCAGUACCCCAUCUCCGUCUUUGUCGGCGACAUUGCCGAGCUGAGGCAGUACUCGUUCAAGGAUGACCAUCUCGAGAUCGGCGCCAACAUUACCCUGACAGACCUCGAGAUCCUCUCUCACGACGCCGUCGAGAAGUAUGGAGAAGCUCGAGGACAAAUAUUCAGCGCAGUCCACAAGCAGCUCAAGUACUUUGCAGGCCGGCAAAUCCGAAAUGUUGGCACUCCGGCAGGAAAUCUCGUCACUGCUUCUCCCAUCUCUGACUUGAAUCCUGUCCUCAUGGCUGCCGAUGCUGUUUUAGUAGCAAAGUCGAUAGAAAAGGAGACCGAAAUUCCCAUGGCAAACUUCUUCACGGGCUACCGGCGGACGGCGCUCCCUGCCGAUGCCAUUCUCGCCUCCAUUCGCAUUCCUUAUACGCAGGAAAAGAACGAGUUCUUCCGCGCCUAUAAGCAGGCCAAGAGGAAAGAUGACGAUAUCGCCAUAGUCACAGCGGCUCUAAAAGUCCGCCUGGAUGGUGACGGCGUUGUCGAGGCAGCCAACCUCGUCUACGGAGGCAUGGCGCCCUUCACGGUGGCUGCAAAGAAGACAAACGAAUAUUUGAUAUGCAAGAAGUUCGCCGAGCUCGAGACUCUGGAGGGAGCCAUGAGUUCCCUCGAACAAGACUUCAACCUCCAGUUUGGAGUGCCCGGCGGCAUGGCAUCAUACCGAAAGUCGCUGGCAUUGAGCUUCUUCUAUCGGUUCUACCAUGAAGUCAUGGUAGGCCUUGGCGGGGAGAAGACGGCCGUCGAUGAGGAAGCCGUGUCCGAACUUGAAAGAGAAAUCUCUACUGGAAAAGAGGACAGAGAAGCUUCCGCUGCCUAUAUGCAAGAGACACUUGGAAAAUCGAACCCCCAUGUUGCCGCUCUGAAGCAGGUAACGGGCGAGGCACAGUAUACCGAUGAUAUUCCAUCCCUCAAGAAUGAGCUGUAUGGCUGCAUGGUGCUUUCCACCAAGGCCCACGCCAAGCUCAAGUCGGUCGACUACUCGGCCGCUCUGGAGAUUGCAGGAGUUGUUGACUAUGUCGACAAGAACGACAUGCCAAACCCCCAAGCCAACCGCUGGGGCGCCCCCCACUUCGAGGAGAUGUUCUUCGCCGAGGACACCAUUUAUACCGCAGGGCAGCCCAUCGGAUUGAUCUUGGCCAAAUCGGCAGCGCGCGCUGCCGAAGGGGCCCGGGCCGUCAAGGUCGAGUACGAGGAGCUACCUGCCAUCUUCACCAUGGAGGAAGCCAUUGAGAAGGAGAGCUUCUUCAACUUCUUCAAAGAGAUCAAGAAGGGCGACCCUGAGGAGGGCUUCAAGAAUUGCGACUACACUUUCACAGGUGUGGCCAGGAUCGGCGGACAGGAGCAUUUCUAUCUCGAGACAAACGUCACUCUGGCCGUGCCUAAGCCUGAAGAUGGCGAGAUUGAGAUCUUUUCUAGUACCCAAAACCCUAAUGAAGCUCAAGUAUAUGCUGCUCAAGUCUGCAACGUCCAGGCUAAUAAGGUUGUUGUGCGGGUGAAGCGCAUGGGCGGCGGCUUUGGCGGAAAGGAGUCGCGGUCGGUCCAGCUGAGCAGCAUCCUCGCCCUCGCGGCACAAAAGACGAAGCGGCCUGUUCGGUGCAUGCUGACACGUGAGGAGGACAUGAUCGUCUCCGGGCAACGCCACCCGUUCCUGGGUCGGUGGAAAGUGGGCGUCAAUAAGGACGGCAAGAUCCAAGCGCUCGAUUUGGACGUGUUCAACAAUGGCGGCUGGAGCUGGGAUCUCAGCGCGGCUGUCUGCGAGCGGGCUAUGUCGCACUCGGAUGGCUGCUACCUUAUCCCCAACAUUCACGUCCGCGGACGCAUCUGCAAAACAAACACAAUGUCCAACACAGCCUUCCGUGGAUUUGGCGGCCCUCAGGGCAUGUUCAUCGCCGAGUCGUACAUGUCCGAGGUGGCUGACCGCUUGGGCAUACCUGUCGAGAAGUUCCGCGAGAUCAACUUUUAUCAGCCCGAGGAGCAGACACACUUCAACCAGCCAUUGACUGACUGGCAUGUGCCGCUCAUGUACAAGCAGGUUAUAGAGGAGGCCGACUACGAGGCACGGCGGGAUGCAGUAACAAAAUUUAAUGCCGAGCACAAGUGGCGCAAGCGCGGCCUCGCCUUGAUCCCGACCAAGUUCGGAAUCUCCUUCACGGCGCUCUGGUUUAACCAAGCCGGCGCGCUGGUCCACAUCUAUCACGACGGCUCCAUCCUCGUCGCACACGGCGGUACUGAAAUGGGCCAGGGUCUACACACCAAGAUAACUAUGAUCGCGGCCCAGGCAUUGGGCGUACCCUUGGACGACGUCUUCAUCUCGGAAACAGCCACCAACACGGUAGCCAAUGCGUCAGCCACUGCGGCGUCGGCCUCGUCGGACCUCAACGGCUAUGCUGUGUACAAUGCCUGCGCUCAGCUAAACGAGCGCCUCGCACCAUACCGCGAGAAGCUCGGCCCAGAAGCCACCAUGAAGCAGCUAGCACACGCUGCCUACUUUGACCGCGUCAACUUGUCAGCCCAAGGCUUCUACAAGACGCCCGAGAUUGGCUACACGUGGGGUGCCAACACGGGCAAAAUGUUCUUUUACUUUACCCAAGGUGUCACGGCUUCCGAAGUCGAGAUCGACACGCUCACAGGAACCUGGACGUGCUUGCGCGCCGACAUCAAGAUGGACGUCGGCCGCUCCAUCAACCCGGCUAUCGACUACGGCCAGAUUGAAGGCGCGUUUGUACAGGGCCUUGGCCUGUUUACUAUGGAGGAGUCGCUUUGGCUGCGCAACGGGCCCCUCGCCGGCAACCUGUUCACUCGCGGCCCCGGCAACUACAAGAUCCCCGGCUUCCGCGACAUUCCCCAAGUCUUCAAUGUCUCUCUGCUCAAGGACGUCGAGUGGAAGGACCUGCGCACCAUCCAGCGCAGUCGCGGUGUCGGUGAGCCCCCGCUCUUCAUGGGUAGCGCCGUCUUCUUCGCCAUCCGUGACGCCCUCAAGGCCGCCCGCGCCCAGUACGGCGUUGCCGCCACCGUCGCCAUCGAUGACGCCGCCGACGGUCUGCUUCGCCUUGAGAGCCCUGCCACACCCGAAAGGAUCAGGCUCUCCUGCGUCGAUCCUAUCAUGGAGCGCGCGCGUGUCGUUCCCAAGGAGGGCGAGAAGAACUUCUUUAUUGCCAUUUAA
Molecule: messenger RNA, 4089 nt
Organism: Lasiosphaeria miniovina
Lineage: Eukaryota; Fungi; Ascomycota; Sordariomycetes; Sordariales; Lasiosphaeriaceae
Product: molybdopterin binding aldehyde oxidase/xanthine dehydrogenase
Exons: 2
Coding region: 1-4089 (1362 amino acids)
Molecular function (GO): iron ion binding; FAD binding; 2 iron, 2 sulfur cluster binding
Source: RefSeq, a predicted model, not a curated record